AUGAGGGGUCGGUUGAGAGACGUCGCUAUUUUCAAGACAAGUUGUAUCGGUGGAAAUCAAACACAAUGCAAGAAGCGAAUCGACCUUGGAUUUCUAUUGGACAGUUCUGGCAGUAUCGGGCUGACUAAUUUUGAUAAAACAAAAGCUUUUGUAAAAGACCUUAUUGCCUAUUUCAAGAUUUCGCAAAAUAACACAAGAAUAUCCGUGAUAUCAUAUGCGUCAACGUCAAUAUUGCAUUUCUUCUUUUCUCAAAAAUUUCUAUCGCCACAAGAUCUUUAUACAGCAAUUGAUAACAUUUCGUACAGUGGUGGAGGAACUAACACCCACGAGGGGUUGAUGCUAGCCUAUAAAGAUAUGUUUAAUGGCAAGAAUGACGUCCAGUCUCCAGAAACAAAGAAAAUUUUGAUUGUUUUUACGGAUGGCCAAAUUCAUGAAAGUUUUGAACAACCUUCGCAAGAACUAAAAAACAUUGGUGUCGUAAUAUAUUCAAUUGGAAUUGGAUCUGGAAUCGAUGUCUCGGAGCUGGAAACAAUGGCUUCUCCCGCUUCAAAAGAUCACGUGUUCCUUUUGCGAAACUUUUACGAAUUAUCUGCUUUGGAACAAAAUAUAUCUUAUUCGGCUUGCAAUGAUGAUUAUGAAUGUUACCGCUGCGGUAUUCAUGCAUCGUGUCUCAAAACCAAUGGCUCGCUUCACUGCAUAUGUAACGUUGGUUUUGUUGGAGAUGGAUAUUCAUGCACAGAUGUAAAUGAAUGUCAAAAUGGAACUAACGUUUGCAAUCGUAAUGCGUCGUGCAACAAUACAAUUGGCUCUUUUAACUGUCUUUGCAACACCGGCUAUAUCGGUGAUGGAAUAACAUGUAGAAACGUUACAAUCUGCACGAAAAAGAUCGACCUUGGAUUUUUAAUGGACAGUUCUGGCAGCAUUCGACGAAUAACGAGAAUUUUAAUAGUUUUGACUGAUGGCAAAAGCACUGGAAAUGUUCAUUAUCCUUCUCAACAACUCAAAAACAUGGGUGUCGUAAUAUUCUCAAUCGGAGUUGGUUCAGGAAUCGAUAUUUUAGAGCUCGAAACAAUGGCUUCCUCUCCUGCAAAAGACCGUGUGUUCCUAAUCCACAAUUUCAAUGAGUUCGCUGAUUUGGCUCACAAUAUGUCAUUUGAUACUUGCAAUGGCAACACCACAAACAUCACGCGAGGUUUAUGUGGAAAUACUUCACUUCAUACUCCUGGCAGACUCACAAGUCCUUUAUAUCCUUACUAUUACGCCAGAGACACGGAUUAUUCAUGUGGAAAUACUUAUCUGCAUACUCCUGGCAGACUCACAAGUCCUCGUUAUCCCUACGUUUAUCCAAAAAACACGAACUGUUCUUGGGUUAUUUCUAGUGCCAAUGCAAAAAAUGUUUGGCUGCAAUUUUUACUCUUCUGGAUAGAAGACAGUUCAAGAUGUCAACAUGAUUAUUUGGACAUUUAUGAUGGCAAUUCUGUGUAUGCGAAAAAACUGGGGAGGUUCUGUGGGAAGCACAUACCAAAACCUCUGGUUUCAUCUGGUUCAAUGAUCUUCAUCGUAUUUUAUACCGAUUAUAGCAUUCAGAAACAAGGGUUUGUUCUCAACCACAGGGACACAAAUGAUACCAAUAAUUGUACUGGAGCUUCAUGUGGUCCCUAUGCAAACUGCGCACAUAUUAAUGGUUCGUACAUUUGUGUUUGUAAACCAGGAUAUAAAGGAAACGGAACAAACUGUACAGGUAUUACAGCCACCUAG
Molecule: messenger RNA, 1758 nt
Organism: Dendronephthya gigantea
Lineage: Eukaryota; Metazoa; Cnidaria; Anthozoa; Malacalcyonacea; Nephtheidae
Product: cubilin-like
Exons: 12
Coding region: 1-1758 (585 amino acids)
Molecular function (GO): calcium ion binding
Source: RefSeq, a predicted model, not a curated record